CAGCGGUAUAAGACACACUGCUGCUGCUGCUUCAUUCAUCCCUCAGCGAAGGACAGCAGCUUUCUAUCCGGUUAUUUAACAGGAAACCUCUCUUCUCUUCCCCGUCUGCUGAGAAAGCCCGCAUCAUGUCUAAAGGUACGGUGGUUCUGGCCUACAGCGGCGGACUGGACACGUCCUGUAUCCUGGUGUGGCUCAAGGAGCAGGGCUACGACGUCAUCACAUACUUGGCCAACAUCGGACAAGAUGAAGAUUUUGAAGCAGCUCAGAAAAAGGCAGAAAGCCUCGGUGCCAAGAAGGUUUUCAUUGAAGACCUGCGCUCACAGUUUGUGGAGGACUUCAUCUGGCCUGCGGUUCAGGCCAACGCUGUCUAUGAGGACCGGUACCUGCUGGGCACGGCGGUAGCGCGGCCCUGCAUCGCCCGCCGUCAGGUGGAGAUCGCCCGCAGGGAGGGUGCUCAGUUUGUGUCGCAUGGCGCCACUGGAAAGGGAAAUGACCAGAUACGCUUUGAGCUCACGUGCUACGCGCUCUACCCUGAGGUCAAGAUCAUCGCACCGUGGAGGAUCCCUGAGUUUUACAACCGCUUCCGGGGGAGAACUGACUUGAUGGAAUAUGCACAGAAACAUGGCAUCCCAGUGCCCGUCACGCCUCGCGCACCUUGGAGCAUGGACGCCAAUCUCAUGCACAUCAGCUACGAGUCUGGCAUCCUGGAGAAUCCCAAGAGCCAUGCCCCUGCUGACCUGUACCUGAUGACCAAGAAUCCAGAAGAUUCUCCCAACGAACCGGACGUGCUGGAGAUAGAGUUCAAAAACGGAGUGCCUGUGAAGGUGAUCAAUGUGAAGGAAGGCAAAUCCAAAGACUCUGCACUGGAUAUCUUCUCAUACCUCAAUGAGAUUGGAGGAAAGCACGGAGUGGGUCGGAUUGACAUCGUAGAGAACCGUUUCAUCGGCAUGAAGUCCCGAG
Molecule: messenger RNA, 960 nt
Organism: Stegastes partitus (bicolor damselfish)
Lineage: Eukaryota; Metazoa; Chordata; Actinopteri; Pomacentridae
Gene: ass1
Product: argininosuccinate synthase 1
Exons: 11
Biological process (GO): urea cycle; L-arginine biosynthetic process
Cellular component (GO): cytoplasm
Molecular function (GO): argininosuccinate synthase activity; ATP binding
Source: RefSeq, a predicted model, not a curated record